This is a messenger RNA of Protopolystoma xenopodis, 354 nucleotides long. Lineage: Eukaryota; Metazoa; Platyhelminthes; Monogenea; Polystomatidea; Polystomatidae. The record is from the annotation of a GenBank genome assembly.
UUGCUAGGUAUUUUUCCCCUAGUAUCUCAGGGCCGUGGGUUCGGGCUUGGAGGUUCUAUUCCCGAUACACGAGCCUGCGCCAUAGCUCAAGUCUCGCUAGCGCGAGAUUUCGCUGGCGCCAAUCUUUUUCCCGCGCACGGUAUCUGCUUGCUACCGUUUUCUUUUUCAGCAAAACCGGAGGAUUUCUUCAUCGCUCCUGUUCAAGGUGCUGCACCAUCACGGACCACGGCUGUGGCCCAUCCACGUGCAGACCUUCCGGACUUCACUACUGACUGCCCUGCGGCUGCGGGCAUAGUGGAGGACUGUCUACAUUUCUUCAUACCGGUAAAACCUUUUCCCUAUUAUUAUGGCUGA